Symbiodinium sp. CCMP2592 is the source of this 393-nucleotide messenger RNA. The record is from the annotation of a GenBank genome assembly. Lineage: Eukaryota; Dinophyceae; Suessiales; Symbiodiniaceae.
AUGAAGGCUUCCAGGAGCAGAAGCCUGCUGGGAGUCGCUGUCCUGGCAUUUGCGGCCUGGGCAUGCCCAACCCCAUCGUUUGUCCCUGCCAGAGCGGCACAGCCUUUGAUGGCGCUCGGUCUCGCGCAGGUUCUGGCACCUGCUCCAGCGAGGGCAGACAUCAACCAGGACGCAUACUAUGCUGCAGCCGGUGUUGACCCCGACCAAAUCCGCAACCAGAUGAUCGAUCAGAUGUCCGACACGGACGCGGCACUUCUGGGUGCAUCGGACUUCUUUUGGGAUAUCCUGGUUCCUUUCUCUGCGGGCGCCGGCUUGGUUUAUGGAAUCGCCAUCACCACCGGAAACUUGGAGGGCCCCUUCCCUCAGCAGGAGGACGGCGAGCAGAAAUCCUGA